GCGGACAGUUUACUUUGAACGGUGCAUCGUGUGGUUGGUGUCACAUGGCUCUCUUCACUCCUACAAACCAAAAACGACUAACUAACGUAUCUGUAGUACGCUUAAAAAAAGGAGGAAAUCGUUAUGAGCUAGCAUGUUAUCCAAAUAAGGUUCGCGCCUGGAGAGAUAAACUGUAAUUAUUAAAUCCAUGAAUUACUUUUCAGUGAGACUAAUUUAGAUGAAGUUUUACAAGCUCAUUGUGUUUUCUCAAAUGUCUCGAAAGGUCAGUUUGCGAAUAGGAAGGAUAUGUACGUUGACUUUCGCACUGAAGACGAGCGUCAAAUCAUAAAAACCAUUCUUGAAAACGGCGAAUUGCAGCUCACUGAAAAAGAACGCCUUGUUGGUCAGCAGGCUUUGUUCAAAGAUGUGGCUAAAAUCGUGUCUGAGCGGUGUGUAAAUCCGGAAAACAAUCGCGCUUACACUGCUACUAUGGUUGAAAAAAUGAUGAAAGAUUGCCACAUAUCCUUGAAAGCUAACAAAAACGUUAAGCAGCACGCCUUAGAAGUGAUUAAGCAAUUACGAUCUACCCCAGGAUUCAAGAUAGCACCGUCGAUGAUGGAAGUAAUAAUCUCCAUACAAAAAGAUGCUUAUGAACCCGUUUUUGAGAGACUUUUGCAAUUAUGUAAUGAAGUUAUACGUCAGAGUGAGUCAGCGGAUGGACUGUGUGAACUGGCUGCUGUUGUUGAACCUGAAAAAUACGGUUCCAUUGAAGCACUUCUUCACAGCGAAAUAAAAGGUAGAUAUUGCAUUGAAAUAGCUGACAGUACAAAGUAUGGUCACAAAGAACAGAUAAGGUCGAACCCUGGUUACAAAACAGAAAGAAACUCAAGGAGGAUGCCAGCACCAGUGCUCCCAGUUCAUCUAAAUCAGAAGUUGGUCAAACUGUUCAGCCAUCUGAGACAUCAGUGUCAGUUGAUAGAAAAGAUAAAAAGAAGCCCAGGAGAAAGAACAAAAAAGGUUCCAAACAUGAUGACUGGUCUGAUGAUUGAUUAGUAUAAAACUGUAUCAUUACCGCAUUGUUCAGUCUUUCACUGGUCAAAUUUGUAUACAUUUGCAUUUUUUUCCUGCAUUAUUUAUUUCCAAUAGAGAUUAUCGAAGCGGAUUUCUCUUAUUUUAACCUUUAAAUAUGUAAUGAGUCAAUAAAAUAUCUCAAUACUUUGAA
Messenger RNA from Heterobilharzia americana, 1201 nucleotides. The record is from the annotation of a GenBank genome assembly. Lineage: Eukaryota; Metazoa; Platyhelminthes; Trematoda; Strigeidida; Schistosomatidae.